Messenger RNA from Torulaspora globosa, 936 nucleotides. RefSeq names its product type 2A-related serine/threonine-protein phosphatase SIT4 (gene SIT4). The coding region runs from base 1 to 936 and encodes 311 amino acids. Gene Ontology annotation, biological process: G1/S transition of mitotic cell cycle; peptidyl-serine dephosphorylation. The record is from RefSeq and is a predicted model, not a curated record. The transcript has a single exon. Gene Ontology annotation, cellular component: cytoplasm. NCBI's taxonomy places the organism in Eukaryota, Fungi, Ascomycota, Saccharomycetes, Saccharomycetales, Saccharomycetaceae. Gene Ontology annotation, molecular function: protein serine/threonine phosphatase activity.
AUGGUAGAAAAGGGGCCAGAUGAGUGGCUGGAGAGGAUCAAGAAGUGCCAAUCGCUGACAGAAAAUGAGAUGAAGCAGCUCUGUGAGAUGGUGAAGGAGCUGCUGAUGGAGGAGAGCAAUAUCCAGCCAGUGCAAACGCCGGUGACUGUAUGUGGGGAUAUUCACGGACAGUUCCACGAUCUCUUGGAGCUCUUCCGGACCGCUGGAGGGUUUCCCGACGAUAUCAACUAUAUCUUCCUUGGAGACUACGUAGAUCGCGGGUAUUACAGUUUGGAGACUUUCACGCUGUUGAUGUGCCUGAAGGUCAAGUAUUCCUCGAGGAUUACGCUAGUCAGAGGGAACCACGAGUCGAGACAGAUCACGCAAGUGUACGGAUUCUACGAAGAGUGUCUGAACAAGUAUGGUUCCACCACGGUAUGGAAGUACUGCUGCCAGGUGUUUGACUUCCUGACGUUGGCGGCGAUCAUCGACGGAAAAAUACUGUGUGUUCAUGGCGGUCUUUCGCCCGAAAUAAGGAUGCUUGACCAGAUCAGAGUGCUCUCCAGAGCUCAGGAGGUGCCACACGAAGGUGGCUUCUCAGAUCUGCUCUGGAGCGACCCCGAUAACGUGGAAGCAUGGCAAGUGUCGCCCCGCGGUGCCGGCUGGCUCUUUGGCAGCAAAGUGGCGCGCGAGUUUAACCAUGUUAACGGUCUGAACCUGAUCGCGCGGGCCCAUCAGCUGGUCAUGGAAGGCUUCAAGUACCACUUCCCCGAGAAGGACGUCGUCACCGUCUGGUCCGCACCCAACUACUGCUACCGAUGCGGUAACGUCGCCAGUGUCAUGAAAGUCGAGGAGGACCUGGAGCCCACCUUCAAGAUCUUCUCCGCUGUACCGGACGACUACAUCCAAGAAGCGACAGCCAGUCAUAACAACCAGAGGGGUGGAUACUUCUUAUAG